Messenger RNA from Puma concolor (puma), 645 nucleotides. Its product is annotated as olfactory receptor 56A3-like. Gene Ontology annotation, cellular component: plasma membrane. Gene Ontology annotation, molecular function: olfactory receptor activity; G protein-coupled receptor activity. Lineage: Eukaryota; Metazoa; Chordata; Mammalia; Carnivora; Felidae. Gene Ontology annotation, biological process: G protein-coupled receptor signaling pathway. The record is from RefSeq and is a predicted model, not a curated record.
UUCCUCCAGAUGUACAUCAUGAAUUGGUUCUUUGCUAUGGAAUCCUGCACAUUCAUGGUCAUGGCCUAUGACCGCUAUGUGGCCAUCUGCCACCCACUGAGGUACCCAUCCAUCAUCACUGACCAAUUUGUAGCCAAGGCUGCCAUUUUUAUUUUGGCCAGGAAUAGUAUUGUUACAAUGCCUAUCCCCAUUCUAUCAUCCCAACUCCAUUAUUGUGGGACAAAUGUCAUUGACAAUUGCAUCUGUGCCAAUAUGUUUGUCUCCAGGCUCUCUUGUAAUGAUGUCACCAUUAGUCGCAUCUACCAGUUUGUUGCAGGCUGGACACUGCUAGGAUCUGACCUCAUCCUCAUCUUCUUCUCCUACACCCUCAUAUUGCGAGCUGUGCUGAGACUCAAGGCAGAAGGUGCUGUGGCCAAGGCCCUGAGCAUAUGUGGCUCCCACUUCAUCCUUAUCCUCUUCUUCAGCACCAUCCUUCUGGUCUUCGUGCUCACUCAUGUGGUGAAGAAGAAGGUCUCGCCUGAUGUUCCAGUCUUGCUCAACGUCCUCCACCAUGUCAUCUUCUCAGCCCUCAACCCCGUUGUGUAUGGAGUGCGGACCCAGGAGAUCAAGCAAGGAAUCCAGAGAUUACUGAAGAAAGUGUGCUAA